Vespa mandarinia (Asian giant hornet) is the source of this 4256-nucleotide messenger RNA. RefSeq names its product G protein alpha s subunit (gene Galphas). Lineage: Eukaryota; Metazoa; Arthropoda; Insecta; Hymenoptera; Vespidae. The record is from RefSeq and is a predicted model, not a curated record. Gene Ontology annotation, cellular component: heterotrimeric G-protein complex; cytoplasm. Gene Ontology annotation, molecular function: G protein-coupled receptor binding; GTPase activity; G-protein beta/gamma-subunit complex binding. Gene Ontology annotation, biological process: adenylate cyclase-activating dopamine receptor signaling pathway; sensory perception of chemical stimulus.
GUCGUCGCCGUCGUCGUCGUCGUCGUCGUCGUCGCCGUCGUCGUCGUCGUCGUCGUCGUCGCCGUCGCCGUCGUCGUCGCUGUCACCAUCGCCGUCGCCGCCACCGCCGCCGCUAUCGUCGUGGUCGUCAUUGUGGUCGCCGUUGUAUCGUCGUCUCCGGUGUAGCCAUAUUCUCGUGUGUGUUCUAGCGGUCCUGUAGAAGUACGCGCGCGCGCGCACUCUUUUUAUUCGGUGGAGGGGUGGCGUCGAUCUUUUCCUUGUCGAUAAGAAGAAAAAAAGGAAGAUCGGCAGAAGUGGCAAGGAAUAACGAGAAGGGCGAGUCACGUGUGUCUUUCUCGUGGUGUGUCAUGGGGUGCUUCGGCAGCCAAAGCAGUAAGGCCAGUCAGGAUGAUAGUAAGAACCAGAAAAGACGCUCGGAUGCCAUUACCAGGCAACUGCAGAAGGACAAGCAAGUCUAUCGAGCUACUCACAGGCUCCUCUUACUCGGAGCGGGAGAAUCUGGGAAAAGUACAAUCGUCAAACAGAUGAGGAUAUUGCAUGUCAACGGUUUCAGCGAAGCAGAGAAGCGGCAGAAAAUCGAGGACAUAAAGAAGAACAUCAGGGACGCAAUACUGACGAUAACCAGUGCUAUGAGCACGUUAACGCCGCCCGUGACGUUGGAGGAUCCUGCAAAUCAGAGUAGAGUCGACUAUAUCCUGGACGUCUCGUCUUCCCCAGACUUUGAUUAUCCUGCGGAGUUCUACGAAAUCGUCGAAACAUUAUGGAAAGAUCGAGGCGUUCAGCAAAGCUUCGAGAGGAGUAACGAGUACCAGCUCAUCGACUGCGCCAAAUAUUUUCUAGACAAAGUAGCUAUUGUAAAACAACCGGACUACACGCCAACGGAGCAGGAUAUCCUGAGGUGUCGAGUCCUUACGUCCGGUAUCUUCGAAACCCGGUUUCAGGUGGACAAAGUAAACUUUCACAUGUUUGAUGUUGGCGGACAACGGGACGAAAGGAGAAAAUGGAUACAAUGUUUCAAUGACGUAACGGCGAUCAUAUUUGUAACAGCAUGUAGUAGUUAUAAUAUGGUACUCAGGGAAGAUCCGACGAAAUUGAGACUCCGGGAAAGUCUCGAUCUCUUCAAAAGUAUUUGGAACAAUCGGUGGCUCCGCACAAUUUCCGUGAUUUUAUUUCUAAAUAAGCAAGAUCUCUUGGCGGAGAAGAUAAAGGCAGGAAAGCAUAAAUUGGAGGAUUAUUUUCCUGAGUUCUCUCGUUAUCAAACGCCAGUCGAACCUGGUGUAGUCACAGAUCCCUCGGAACCUCCUGACGUCUUAAGGGCCAAGUACUUUAUCAGAGAUGAAUUUCUCCGUAUAAGCACAGCCAGCGGAGAUGGUAAACACUAUUGCUACCCACACUUCACCUGCGCCGUUGACACAGAAAAUAUCAAGAGAGUGUUCAACGAUUGUCGGGACAUCAUUCAGCGAAUGCACUUACGCCAGUACGAGCUCUUGUGACUUCAUUCCCGCCGACGUAUUGUCCUGUCGAGCAUUCGUCUUACUAUUAUGCUCCUGUUGUUCCACCACCACGAGCCGUUUCAAGCCAUACGAGAGAAGCUGUAUUGCCAUUACGUCUCGUAUCGCUAAGAAUAUAUUCUCGUGCCGCAAAAUAUGGCAAAUCGUAUCGAUAGAACGCGAACGGAACGACCUCGUCGCACGCGAAAAAGUAUACACACAACGUCAAGAGAAAAAGGAGUAAGCCCUCUCAUCGAGUAAGAAAUACUUUUUUCUCCGCUAUGGAACUUAUGCUUCGUUAGUUUUCCCCAAAUGGAAUUUUCACGAUUCAUGGGAAAAAAUAACGGAUCUAUGUUGACGAAGAGUACGGAGGAAAGAAUUUUUCUCUCUCUGUGAGAUCGUUGUACGAGCCCUGACACAACGCGUGUAUCACGUCCUGCUCUCCAACUCCGAUCUUGCUAUCUUUUGCAAUAUAGAUAUAUUUUGACACGUACUUUGAUAUACUUGGCUAAUUUUUUUCCUUUUUUUCUGUUUUUUUCUCUUUUUUCUUCUUUUUUAGAUUCGUGGAGAGUCUGAAUGGCUGAGCGGUCGUCUUUACACCGGCCGCUGAUAACUUGUGCAAUUCUAAUUAUUAUCUUGUUAAUAUUAUUUUUAUUACAUAUCAAUUCGUUGAUAAGAGCAAAGGGAAGAUAAGCGAGGACCGUGAUAUAUAUCCCCUAGAUUAUUAAUAUUUAUCACAAAUUGCAUGCGUCGUCCUCUGGAAAACGUAUGUUCUUCUUUCAAUACACUCUUUAUCUAAACGUUGCGGCUCAAUUUAACUGGUAAGAAUAUUCUUUAGGACUUUGGCCAUUUCUUCCUCUCUUUUCCUCUUUCUCUCCCUCCCUCGUUUUAAGGUAUAUAUUCUUUCAUAUCUUUCUUAGAAAGAAAAAACAAUCGAAUCCCUAGGACCGCCGAAAUCUUCCCUCGGUUUCGAAUCUCUGUUUCUUUUUCUUUUUUUUUCUUUUUCUUUUUCUUUUUCUUUUUCUUUGUUUAUUUGUCAUUGUGUCGUAUCUUACGAUUUUAUCAGAAUCUCCCCAUAUUUCUGGUAAUUGAUUUUCUACUUCUGAAUCUCAACUUUUAAUCGCAUCAGUCCGACCCCAUAGGAGUCUCAUCUGCACCUUUUUACGAGAAGAGUAUUUUAUGAAAUUUUACAGUAUUUCGAAGAGCGUUUUAAUUAUAUCUAUAAACUAUGUAUCGAAUAUGUACAGGGUGACCGUCCAUGAAUUUAUCUUUUUUAUCUAUAUUUCCUACGACAAGGAUUCCUCGUUAUAUGUCAUUUUCUACUGGUUUCCGUCAAAAGAUAAUUUUAUAAUGUGUACCUAGAUACAUAACGAUACUAAUAUAGCUAUUACGCGUGUAUCCAAAUUAAUGGAGCAAGUGCACCACGUUUAAGUUUCUUGUUAUACUAAUAUUACGUUCUCUCUUUGAACUUAGAAUGAGAAUACGUUGAUAGAUAAUAACAUACGUAAAUUUAAUUAUGAGAAGAAUAAGUUUCGUUCUAAAUUAAAUUGUCAGGAGAGAAUAUGUUCGUUAUCGCCCGGCGUAGCUUUUUAAAGAUAAUUUCUCUUUUGUUUAUGCGUUUAUCUUUUCCUCCUACUAACUUUGAAAGAGUACGAGAGUUCGAGCCAAGUAUCCUCUCUUAUGAAAUGUGACGAAAUUUGUGCUCUUCUUUUUGACAUUUGGGACACCCUGUAUAUGAAAAAAAUUAUCCUACUUUUCUCAGUGAUUCCGGCUAUGUAUUUUUUCUUUAAAUAUUACAUAACGAGACGACAAACGGGUUUCUGGGCUGUUACAAAGAUCGUGCACGAUAUGAGAGAACAUUAUACGUAAAUCAGUGAUUUGACACGUUCGAAAAUGUUGAUAUUUCUUACGAUUAAAGACAGGCGGCUAACACUAAAAACGCGAAUUGGCACAGUUCUCUAGCUGCUCUUCUUCUUCUUCUUCUUCUUCUUCUUCUUCUUCUUCUUCUUCUUCUUCUUCUUCUUCUUCUUACGUUUCUCCGUUUCUUUCUGGAUUGGGCACAAUGCGACAUUCUGUAUUUUAUAUUUUACUUUAUUGACUAUAAUUUUUUAUAUCAAUGAGUUUUCAAAAAUAUCACAUCUUUACAAAAGAAUAGAAAAGAGUAAUAUGUCCAAUAUUUAUACAAAUAGUUUUUCUUAUAUAAUUAUAAUUCAUUUUUAAUCUUUUAGAAUAUUCAUAAAAUAUUCUUCUUUUUAAUGUAAAAGCCUAAAAGCCUUCACUAUGCCGUAUCAAGUAUUGUUUUUAAUCAAUUCGUCCUAGUCCUUUUUUAUUACGCAAUAAAAUGUAAACAACAAAAGAAUAAACGUCUCAGACAGUCGUGUACAAUAGGGAUCUAAAUAUGAAGACUAAUAUUCGUAUUCUCGCGAGUACUUUAAGUAGUUUUAUUUCGUUUUUAAAUUCCUUCGUUUUCCAUAAUACUUUCACUCGCCUCUGAAUGACCGUUCCAAGCCUCUCUUUAGACUCAAGACUAAUAGAAUACAGAAGAGAAAGAUUUAAAAAAAGAAGGAAAGGAAAGUAAAGGAAAUUUGUCGGUAAAUGAAAAAAUGUUAGAGCGUUAAAAAGGAUACUCUAUAUAUGUAUAUGUGUUUACAUACAUAUAUACAUAUAUCCGCAUUAAAUGUAUUUUUGUGUAUCGAUAUUGAUGGGUGCGCUCACACAUAUUUAUGAGUACCUAUCAUACUAAUUACAUUAAGAAACAAGCCAUAA